Molecule: messenger RNA, 4727 nt
Organism: Talpa occidentalis (Iberian mole)
Lineage: Eukaryota; Metazoa; Chordata; Mammalia; Eulipotyphla; Talpidae
Gene: PXDN
Product: peroxidasin
Biological process (GO): response to oxidative stress
Molecular function (GO): peroxidase activity; protein binding; heme binding
Source: RefSeq, a predicted model, not a curated record
AUGGCCGCGCGCCCCGCCCGCCCGGCCCGCCCGGCCCGCGGGCUGCUGGCGCUCGCGCUGUGCUGCGCGUGGGGGGCGCUGGCCGCGGCGACCCCGCGCGCGGGCCCCGGCUGCCCGAGCCGCUGCCUGUGCUUCCGCACGACGGUGCGCUGCAUGCAUCUGCUGCUGGAGGCCGUGCCCGCCGUGGCGCCGCCCACGUCCAUCCUGGAUCUUCGCUUCAACAGGAUCCGAGAGCUCCAUCCCGGGGCCUUCCAGAAGCUGAGGAGCCUGAACACGCUGCUUCUCAACAACAACCAGAUCAAGAGCAUACCCAGCGGGGCCUUCGAGGACUUAGAGAACCUGAAAUACCUCUAUUUGUACAAGAAUGAGAUCCAGUCAGUUGACAGGCAAGCGUUUAAGGGACUUGCCUCCCUAGAACAACUGUACCUGCACUUCAACCAGAUAGAGACCUUGGAUCCCGAGUCCUUCCAGCACCUGCCUAAGCUGGAGAGGCUGUUCCUGCAUAACAACCGGAUCACACACUUGGCCCCCGGGACGUUCAGUCACUUGGAGUCGAUGAAAAGAUUGCGCCUGGACUCCAACGCGCUCCGCUGCGAUUGCGAGAUCCUGUGGCUGGCCGACCUGCUCAAGGCCUACGCGCUCGGGAACGCGCAGGCCGCCGCCACCUGCGAGCACCCCCGCCGCAUCCAGGGCCGCUCCGUGGCCACCAUUACCCCCGAAGAGCUGGACUGUGAAAGACCCCGGAUCACCUCGGAGCCCCAGGACGCAGACGUCACCUUGGGAAACACCGUGUUCUUCACCUGCAGGGCCGAGGGCAACCCCAAGCCUGAGAUCAUCUGGCUCCGGAACAACAAUGAGCUGAGCAUGCGCUCGGACUCACGCCUCAACCUGCUGGGCGAUGGCACCCUGAUGAUCCAGAACACGCGGGAGACUGACCAGGGCGUGUACCAGUGCAUGGCCAAGAACGCGGCCGGGGAGGCCAAGACGCAGGAAGUGACCCUCAGGUACUUUGGGUCCCCAGCUCGGCCAGCCUUUGUGAUCCAGCCCCAGAACACGGAAGUGCUGGUGGGGGAGAGCGUCACACUGGAGUGCAGCGCCACCGGCCACCCCCCGCCGCACAUCAGCUGGACGAGGGGUGACCGCACACCGCUGCCCGAGGACCCGCGGGUCAGUAUCACACCGUCUGGUGGGCUGUACAUCCAGGAGGUGGUGCAGGAGGACAGCGGCGAGUACACCUGCUUCGCCACCAACAGCGUGGACCGGGUGCAGGCCUCCGCCCUCAUCAUCGUGCAAGCACUUCCUCAGUUCACCGUGACCCCCCAGGACAGAGUUGUCAUCGAGGGGCAGACGGUUGACUUCCAAUGUGAGGCCAAGGGCUACCCACAGCCGGUCAUCGCCUGGACCAAAGGAGGGAGCCAGCUCUCCGUGGACAGACGCCACCUGGUGCUGUCGUCCGGGACGCUGCGGAUCUCGGACGUCCGUCUGCACGACCAGGGCCAAUACGAGUGCCAGGCCGUCAAUAUCAUCGGCUCCCAGAGGGUCGUGGCCCACCUGACGGUGCAGCCCAGAGUCACCCCGGUGUUCACCAGCACCCCGAGCGACGUGACGGUGGAGGUGGGCUCCAACACGCAGCUGCCCUGCAGCGCACAGGGCGAGCCUGAGCCGGCCAUCACCUGGAACAAGGACGGGGUCCAGGUGACAGAAAGCGGGAAGUUUCACGUCAGCCCCGAGGGGUUUCUGACCAUCAAUGACGUGGGGACGGCGGAUGCCGGCCGCUACGAGUGCGUGGCCCGGAGCACCAUCGGGCAGGCGGCGGUCAGCGUGGUCCUCAGUGUGAACGUCCCUGAUGUCAGUCGGAACGGGGACCCCUUUGUGGCCACGUCCAUCGUGGAGGCCAUCGCGACUGUGGACAGAGCUAUCAACUCGACCCGCUCGCACCUGUUUGACAGCCGGCCACGCAGCCCCAAUGACCUCUUGGCCCUGUUCCGGUACCCGCGGGACCCCUACACCGUGGAGCAGGCACGUGCCGGCGAGAUCUUUGAGAGGACGCUGCAGCUGAUCCAGGAGCACGUGCGGCAUGGCCUCAUGGUGGACCUGAACGGAACCGGCUACCACUACAACGACCUGGUGUCCCCGCAGUACAUAGGCCUGAUCGCCAACCUGUCAGGCUGCACGGCCCACCGGCGUGUCAACAACUGCUCAGACAUGUGCUUCCACCAGAAGUACCGCACGCACGACGGCACCUGCAACAACCUGCAGCACCCUAUGUGGGGCGCCUCGCUCACCGCCUUCGAGCGUCUGCUCACCGCCGUGUACGAGAACGGCUUCAACACGCCGCGCGGCGUCAGCCCCGAGCGGCGCUACCAUGGGCACCCGCUGCCCAUGCCGCGCCUGGUCUCCACUGCGCUCAUUGGCACCGAGGCCGUGACCCCCGACGCCCAGUUCACACACAUGCUGAUGCAGUGGGGCCAGUUCCUGGACCACGACCUGGACUCCACGGUGGCUGCCCUGAGCCAGGCCCGCUUCUCUGACGGCCAGCACUGCAGCUCCGUGUGCGGCAACGAGCCGCCCUGCUUCUCACUGGCCAUCCCACCCAAUGACCCACGCGUGCGGGGCGGCGCCCGCUGCAUGUUCUUCGUGCGCUCCAGUCCUGUGUGUGGCAGCGGCAUGACCUCACUGCUCAUGAAUGCUGUGCUGCCCCGCGAGCAGAUCAACCAGCUCACCUCCUACAUCGACGCCUCCAAUGUGUAUGGUAGCUCGGAGCACGAGGCCCGCCUGCUGCGGGACCUGGCCGGCCAGCGCGGGCUGCUGCGCCAGGGCGUCGUGCAGCGGUCCGGCAAGCCACUGCUGCCCUUCGCUGCGGGGCCGCCCACCGAGUGCAUGCGGGACGAGAAUGAGAGCCCCAUCCCCUGCUUCCUGGCCGGUGACCACCGGGCCAACGAGCAGCUGGCGCUCACCAGCAUGCACACGCUGUGGUUCCGCGAGCACAACCGCGUGGCGGCCGAGCUGCUGGCGCUGAACCCCCACUGGGAUGGCGACACGUUGUACCAUGAGGCCCGCAAGGUGGUGGGCGCCCAGAUGCAGCACAUCACCUACACACACUGGCUGCCCAAGGUGCUGGGCGAGGCGGGCAUGCGCAUGCUGGGCGCCUACCGUGGUUACCAGCCCGGCGUGAACGCCGGCAUCUUCAAUGCCUUCGCCACGGCCGCCUUCCGCUUCGGCCACACACUCAUCAACCCCGUGCUGCAGCGGCUGGACGAGAACUUCCGGCCCAUCCCGCAGGGCCACGUGCCGCUGCACAAGGCCUUCUUCUCACCCUUCCGCCUGGUGGGCGAGGGUGGCAUCGACCCGCUGCUGCGUGGCCUAUUCGGCGUGGCGGGCAAGAUGCGGGUGCCCUCGCAGCUGCUCAACACCGAGCUGACCGAGCGCCUCUUCUCCAUGGCGCACGCCGUGGCCCUAGACCUGGCGGCCAUCAACAUCCAGCGCGGCCGGGACCACGGCAUCCCGCCCUACCACGACUUCCGCGUCUAUUGCAACCUGUCCACUGCCCACUCCUUUGAAGACCUCAAGAACGAGAUCAAGGACCCCGAGAUCCGGGAGAAACUGAGGCGGCUGUACGGCUCCCCCCUGAACAUCGACUUGUUCCCCGCCCUCAUCGUGGAAGAUCUGGUUCCCGGCAGCCGCCUGGGGCCCACCUUGAUGUGUCUGCUGAGCACCCAGUUCAGGCGUCUGCGCGACGGGGACAGGCUGUGGUAUGAGAACCCAGGGGUCUUCUCCCCGGCCCAGCUGACGCAGAUCCGGCAGGCGUCCCUGGCCCGCAUCCUGUGCGACAACUCGGACAACAUCACGCGGGUGCAGCGCGACGUCUUCCGCGUGGCCGAGUUCCCCCACGGCUACAGCAGCUGCGAUGAGAUCCCCCGUGUGGACCUGCGGGUGUGGCAGGACUGCUGUGAAGACUGCAGGACCCGGGGGCAGUUCAACGCCUUCUCAUACCACUUCCGAGGCAGACGGUCUCUGGACGUCAGCUACCAGGACGACAGGCCGAUCGAGGGAGCCGGGGACCAGCGGGGCCCACGCGCGAGCAGCCACAUGGGGAAGCACCGCGAGCGCCCCAGCAAUGCCACGGACCCCGCCCUCGAGCACCUGAAGGCCCCAGGGACCAGCGACUUCAAGGAGUUCGUUCUGGAGAUGCAGAAGACCAUCACGGACCUGAGAAGACAGAUCAAGAAGCUCGAGUCCCGGCUCAGCACUUCUGAGUGUGCCGAUGCAGAUGGCGAGCCCCACGCCGAGGGCUCCUCGUGGAAGAAGGACGCGUGCACUGCCUGCGAGUGCCACGACGGGCACAUCACCUGCUUCGUGGAGGCCUGCCGGCCGGCGGACUGCCCAACACCUGUGAGGCUGGAGGGAGAGUGCUGCCCGGUCUGCUUGCCGUCCAGUUCCGAGCAGCAGCCCUAGGCGCCAGGAGCUGCUGGCCCGUCGGUCCCGCCGUCCAGGACCGGAGUGGGAGGCCGCACCGGAGUGGGACAAGGAACCACCACGAACUGGCCCUCUGGCCUGGCCGGAGCCGUGGGGGCUGCCGUGGGGCCGGGCAAGACUGCGCGGGGGUGGGGUGGGGUGGGCAGACACGUGUCCUAACUCACGUUAGAUUUCUCAGGUUUAUUUAAUUUUCUAAUGAAAAACUGGUGCUUCUAUUAAAUCGCACAGUUAAGCCACACCUGCUCCUCCAU